Messenger RNA from Sparassis crispa, 1788 nucleotides. RefSeq lists its product as uncharacterized. Gene Ontology annotation, cellular component: cortical actin cytoskeleton. NCBI's taxonomy places the organism in Eukaryota, Fungi, Basidiomycota, Agaricomycetes, Polyporales, Sparassidaceae. Gene Ontology annotation, molecular function: actin filament binding. The coding region runs from base 1 to 1788 and encodes 595 amino acids. The transcript has 14 exons. The record is from RefSeq and is a predicted model, not a curated record. Gene Ontology annotation, biological process: positive regulation of actin filament depolymerization; actin filament depolymerization.
AUGUCGUUCAAGAAGGGAGACGUAUACCCGUGCAACCCGACGACCGCGCGCGGAGAGUCCACGAAACUCAGUGCGAGCGAGGACAAGAUCGUCUAUACGAAUGGAAGGACUGUUAUUAUUCGCGACUUGAAGAAUCCGGCGAUCGCGACGACUUAUGCAGGACAUGUCCCAAACACCACUGUCGCUCGCAUAUCUCCUUCAGGGUACUACUGUGCAUCUGCAGACGUCACUGGCACAGUACGGGUGUGGGACGUAGUCGGCGAAGAUCAAGUGCUCAAGGGAGAGUACAAGGUCAUCUCCGGACGCGUGAAGGAUCUGGCUUGGGACGGAGAGAGCAAGCGGAUCAUAGCUGUUGGCGAUGGCAGAGACAAGUUUGGUCACGCCUUUAUGAUGGAUACAGGAUCUUCAACAGGAGAGAUUAUCGGGCACUCUAAAAUCAUAAGCGCCGUGGCGAUACGACAUCAGAGACCAUUCCGCGCCGCGACCGCUUCGGACGAUGCUACGAUCGUCUUCCACCAAGGCGCACCAUAUAAAUACGAUAAGACCAUCAAGACGCACACGAAGUUCGUGCAAGACGUGCAAUAUGCGCCGUCGGGGGAUCAAUUUGCUAGCGUCGGCUCAGACUCGAAGAUCUUCCUCUACGAUGGGAAGACGGGCGAGACGCUCGGUGAGUUCACGGAAAGCCCGCACACGGGCAGCAUCAUGGCAUGUAGCUGGAGCCCAGAUAGCAAAUCGCUUUCAACGUCGUCUGCGGAUUGUACCGUUAAGCUCUGGGAUGUCGAGACUCGCAAGGCAACAUCCAGUUGGUCAUUAGGGUCGGGCGUCAGCAACCAGCAAGUUGGAAAUGUCUGGACAGGUGGAGACGAGAUCGUCUCUUUGUCCAUCUCGGGCAACCUAAACAUCUUCGACAAGCGCGUCAAGGACAAGCCUGCUCGUGUGCUCUACGGACCACAGAAGGCCAUUAAUACUGCGGUAUCGACUGCCCCUGGUACGUUCCUCGCCGGCACAACGGACGGACGGGUGUUCGCCUUCUCCGAGUCUUACUCGCCGGUCGAAGGACAGAGCCACUCCAACUACGUCGCAGGGCUAGCCGCUGCGGCCAACGGCAAAGUCUACUCCGUAGGGUACGACGAUUGCGUGCGGGAAAUCGACAGCAGGAGCAGCAGCUUCGUGCCGGCAUCGAGCCCAACCGCUUCACAGCCCAAGUCCGUCGCGGUGGCCGGCGACUCCACGGUCUUCGUCGCGGAGACUAGUAGCGUCGAGGCUAUCCGUUCGAACCAAAAGGUUUUCGAGCUCCAAGCGAAGUUCCCGCCUAGCUCGGUUGCAGCCUCAGGCUCAGUUAUCGCUGUGGGUGGCGAGGACCAGAAGGUCCGUCUGUACGGCUGGGACGGCAAGACGCUCAGCGAGACCGCAACGCUGGAGGGGAACAAGGGCAACGUGAGCGCACUCGCAUUCUCGCCCAACGGAUCGCUGUUAGCUGCGGGCGACUCGAGCGGGAAGAUCGUACUGUUUGACGUAAAGGAACGGAAGGCGAUUACCUCACGCUGGUCCUUCCACACCGCGCGUAUACAUUCAUUGGCGUGGACGAGCGACGGCCAGCACUGCGCCUCAGGCUCGCUCGACACGCACGUCUACGUGUGGAGCGUACAGAAGCCGAUGCGCAACAUGGCGAUCAAGAAUGCCGGGCCUGGGGGUGUCAGUGCCGUGUUCUGGCUUAAGGAUGGUGAGCUUGCGAGCGCGGGCGCCGAUGGGUGCGUGCGGGUCUGGAGCAUCACGUUCCACGCGUAG